Molecule: messenger RNA, 3530 nt
Organism: Melitaea cinxia (Glanville fritillary)
Lineage: Eukaryota; Metazoa; Arthropoda; Insecta; Lepidoptera; Nymphalidae
Gene: Iswi
Product: chromatin-remodeling complex ATPase chain Iswi
Exons: 17
Coding region: 200-3271 (1023 amino acids)
Biological process (GO): regulation of transcription by RNA polymerase II; nucleosome organization
Cellular component (GO): chromatin; nucleus
Molecular function (GO): DNA binding; nucleosome binding; histone binding
Source: RefSeq, a predicted model, not a curated record
AUGUCAUCUGUGCCUAUGCCUAAGAACAAGAAGUUGCUUUUCGCGCCCGGCUCAGUAUCGAGUUUAUGCUUCUACAUAAUAAGUAAUAUACUAAUUUUUUCACUUAUACAUGCUGGCGUAAAUGUAACAACAAUAAGGGUUGUUUCAGAAUCCAGUUUCAUUUAUCGCGUUUAGUUGACUAUAAUUUCUUGAUCGUACAAUGUCACAACCAGACGAACCGAUGGAUGCUGCAGAUGUGGGUGAUAAUUCUAAUGCUUCUUCGAGCGACACGCCGUCUUCCAGAGGGAAGGAAGGUGAUUUCGAAAGUAAAAUCGAAACUGAUCGUGCAAAGAGAUUUGAUUUUUUGUUGAAACAAACUGAAAUUUUUUCUCACUUUAUGAGUAAUACUCCGAAAUCAGGCAGCAGUCCUCCUAAACCUAAAGCUGGAAGACCCAAAAAGAUCAAGGAACCUGAGUCUGUUGGAGGCCCUGGAGAUCAUCGUCAUCGAAAGACAGAACAAGAAGAAGAUGAAGAAUUACUCGCAGAAACUAAUACAAAAACAAAGACUAUAUUUCGUUUUGAAUCGUCCCCACCAUAUAUUAAAAAUGGUGAAAUGAGAGAUUACCAAGUACGUGGGUUAAAUUGGAUGAUAUCAUUAUAUGAAAAUGGAAUUAAUGGAAUUUUGGCAGACGAAAUGGGUCUGGGAAAGACAUUGCAAACAAUAUCUCUCUUGGGAUACAUGAAAAAUUUCAAAAAUGUUCCUGGACCCCAUAUAGUCAUUGUGCCGAAGUCUACAUUAACAAAUUGGAUGAAUGAGUUCAAGAAAUGGUGUCCUUCAAUCAGAGCAGUUUGUCUUAUUGGUGAUCAGGAAACUAGGAAUAUAUUCAUUAGAGAGACCCUCAUGCCAGGCAAUUGGGAUGUGUGCAUCACAUCCUACGAAAUGAUCAUAAGAGAAAAAUCUGUAUUUAAAAAGUUCAAUUGGAGAUAUAUGGUCAUAGAUGAAGCUCACCGUAUCAAAAACGAAAAGUCCAAGCUCUCGGAACUGCUACGUGAAUUCAAGAGUACGAACAGACUUCUGUUAACAGGAACACCAUUACAAAAUAAUCUUCAUGAAUUAUGGGCCUUGUUAAAUUUUCUUUUACCCGAUGUUUUCAACAGUUCUGAUGAUUUUGAUGCCUGGUUCAACACUAAUGCAGCACUUGGUGACAAUCAGUUAGUAUCACGUCUGCAUGCAGUUUUAAGACCAUUUUUACUGAGGAGACUUAAGUCUGAAGUGGAGAAAAAACUUAAACCUAAGAAAGAACUCAAAGUUUAUGUAGGUUUGAGUAAGAUGCAAAGAGAAUGGUAUACUAAGGUCUUAAUGAAGGAUAUUGACGUAGUGAAUGGAGCUGGUAAAGUAGAGAAGAUGCGAUUGCAAAACAUUCUCAUGCAGUUACGCAAGUGCUGUAACCAUCCCUAUCUGUUUGAUGGGGCUGAGCCAGGCCCACCCUACACUACAGAUGAACAUUUGGUGUAUAACUGUGGCAAAUUAGCUAUUUUGGACAAGCUAUUGCCAAAGUUGCAACAGCAGGACUCAAGAGUUCUUAUUUUCUCACAAAUGACUAGAAUGUUGGACAUUCUAGAAGAUUAUUGUCUUUGGAGACAAUAUAAAUAUUGUCGUUUAGAUGGUCAGACACCUCAUGAGGACAGAAAUAGACAGAUUGAAGAAUACAAUGCAGAAGGAAGUGAAAAGUUUGUAUUCAUGUUGUCCACAAGAGCUGGAGGUCUCGGUAUUAACUUGACUUCUGCUGAUGUUGUCAUCAUUUAUGACUCCGACUGGAAUCCUCAAAUGGACUUGCAAGCUAUGGAUAGAGCUCAUCGUAUCGGACAAAAGAAACAAGUAAGAGUAUUUCGCCUUAUUACUGAGAAUACUGUUGAGGAAAAAAUUGUUGAACGAGCUGAAGUGAAAUUGCGUUUAGACAAAUUGGUUAUUCAGUCUGGUCGUUUAGUGGACACUAAAAAUCAACUUAAUAAGGAUGAAAUGCUUAACAUGAUUAGACAUGGAGCAAAUCACGUAUUUUCUUCUAAAGACUCGGAAAUUACAGAUGAAGAUAUCGAUUCAAUCUUGGCUAAAGGUGAAUCAAAGACUGAAGAACUGAAACAAAAGCUGGAGAGCCUCGGAGAAUCAUCACUGAGAGCAUUUUCAAUGGAUACACCUGGUGCUACAACAGACUCUGUGUACCAGUUUGAAGGUGAGGACUACAGAGAAAAACAAAAGAUAAUACCUAUUGGUAGUUGGAUAGAACCUCCUAAAAGGGAACGUAAAGCUAAUUACGCAGUGGACGCGUACUUCAGAGAGGCACUGCGCGUCUCUGAACCAAAGGCGCCUAAGGCACCAAGACCUCCAAAGCAGCCGAUUGUUCAAGAUUUUCAAUUCUUCCCACCUCGACUCUUUGAGUUAUUGGAUCAAGAAAUAUACCACUAUCGAAAAACACUUGGAUAUAAGGUUCCACGAAAUCCUGAACUGGGUCCAGAUGCAGCGAAGAUACAAAGGGAAGAGCAACGUAAGAUAGACGAUGCUGAGGCUUUAACUGAAGAAGAAGUUCAAGAAAAAGAACAACUUUUGACUCAAGGAUUCACAAAUUGGACGAAACGUGACUUUAACCAAUUCAUUAAAGCUAAUGAGAAGUACGGCAGAGAUGACAUUGAAAACAUCGCAAAAGACGUUGAGGGCAAAACACCAGAGGAGGUUAUGGAGUAUUCAGCUGUAUUUUGGGAACGAUGUCAUGAACUUCAAGAUAUAGACAGAAUUAUGGGUCAAAUUGAAAGAGGAGAAGCGAAGAUACAGAGAAGAGCCUCCAUCAAGAAAGCAUUGGACGCUAAAAUGGCGCGUUAUAGAGCACCAUUCCACCAACUAAGAAUCUCUUAUGGAACUAAUAAAGGAAAAAAUUAUGUAGAAGAAGAAGAUAGAUUUUUAGUGUGUAUGUUGCAUAAAUUGGGCUUUGACAAAGAAAACGUAUAUGAAGAAUUAAGAGCUGCUGUACACGCGGCACCACAAUUUCGAUUUGAUUGGUUUUUGAAGUCUCGUACGGCUGUUGAACUGCAGCGCAGAUGCAAUACACUUAUUACUUUAAUCGAGAGAGAGAAUCAAGAACUAGAAGAAAAAGAAAGGGCUGAAAAGAAGAAGAAAAGUGGAAAUGUUAAUCAAAACACUCCUGGUGGCAAUAGUACAGGAAAAGGAGCCAAUUCUGGAAAACGUAAAACCGAUAAUACUCCGGAUACCGCGCAAAAGAAUAAGAAAAAGAAAAAAUGAGAUCCGGCUACACCCAAAACCACAAGGGUCACUAGGUCGGUUGCAGCCCGAAAAUAGAACUAAUCUUUAACAUCCCCAUACCAGAUGUCCACUUCUUUAAUAAGGUCUCUCUAAGUCUUUGAAAAAUAAUAUUUACCUUGAGUAUAAAUCUUAAAUUAAUCGAACUAGUUAACAUUCCCUUUUUAUGGUGUAAUUUAAUACUAUGAUGAAUGUGUUGUUUGAUCGUGGGUUAGUAAAUAAAAUAAACGAAUGAAUAAAA